AUGGCGAAGCUUGCUGUGUUUGUGGGCUCCUUACUCAUUUCGAUUCCAUUCUCUGCUGCCCAAUUAGAUAUCCUCGCCCAACUCGCCGGGAAAAAAUACUUUGGAACUGCUACAGACAACCCAGAACUUACUAAUGCCUCUUAUGUAGCCCAGCUAGGCAACACAUUGGAUUUCCAUCAACUGACCCCGGCCAAUAGUAUGAAAUGGGAUGCUACUGAACCUUCUCGAGGAAUAUUCACAUUUAAUGGUGGAGAUGCUAUUGUCGCCCAAGCAAAAUCACGAGGGCAGCUUAUGCGAGAGGCGAUAAAUGAUGAUGGGACUUUCCGACAAUCCGUCUUUUUCAACACAACUGGUCUUUCCUACAUCAAGGCGGCUUUGAGAACUGCUCGAAAAGCAGACCCCAAAGCAAAGCUAUACAUCAAUGAUUUCAACAUCGAAGGCACUGGUGCCAAAUCGACUACAAUGAUCAACCUUGUCAAGGAGUUGAAGUCUGAGGGUGUUCCGAUUGAUGGGAUCGGUGUCCAAUCUCAUCUUAUCGUUGGCGAAGUUCCUACAACUAUGCAAGAAAAUCUUCAAGCCUUCGCCGACCUCGGUGUAGAGGUUGCUAUUACCGAACUUGAUAUCAGAAUGACUCUACCAGAGACCCCUGAACUCCUUGAACAACAGACGAAGGAUUACGAAUUUGUGAUCUCAGCUUGCAAGGCCGUCAAAGGCUGCGUCGGUGUGACUCUAUGGGACUGGACUGACAAGGCAUAUCAUAUUUUUCAGUUUUCAUGGGUUCCUGGAGCCUUCGCUGGUCAGGGUGGUGCUUGCCCAUGGGAUGAGGUUAGCAUUCGGAAGUCUCCCAAGUUGCAAGUAACUAAUAGGCAUAUUCAGAACUUCAAAAAGAAACCAGCUUACCUGGGUAUCGUCAAAGGAUGGCUGUCCCUCACUCUCUUGCGUCACAACGUCUUCCAGUGUACCAAAUCAAUUUUGGAAGACCACAACAUUCUUAUAGUCUUUACCAACAUAAUUACCACCACUCUUUAUGUCGAGGACCGCAUCGCCUUUUUGAUCAAACGAACCAAGUAG
Messenger RNA from Psilocybe cubensis, 1071 nucleotides. RefSeq lists its product as uncharacterized. Lineage: Eukaryota; Fungi; Basidiomycota; Agaricomycetes; Agaricales; Agrocybaceae. The record is from RefSeq and is a predicted model, not a curated record. Gene Ontology annotation, molecular function: hydrolase activity, hydrolyzing O-glycosyl compounds. Bases 1 to 1071 code for a protein of 356 amino acids. Gene Ontology annotation, biological process: carbohydrate metabolic process. The transcript is spliced from 7 exons.